ACUCACUCGAAAACUGUGAUUUGAAUUCGAAUUCCCGAGCGAAGGCGGUAAGUGUCAUUGUUAACUUGUCAAUCAGAGCACUGCAUCGCAAAUACUAACUACGACGAGUGCAUGGCAAUUGUCUUAUCUACGGAAGUGCUUAAAAGGUCACGAAAGCUCCGCCCCCAAAAGAUGUUUUGGAGGUCAAGCCUUUCACACGCAAUAUUCGUACCGUAAUUUUGAGUGAAGCUUAACGGGAAUUCACCUCAGGAGUAGAAUUUGAAUUCAUGAUUCUAAUCAUGUUCUAGUUUGGUUUCACACGUGCUAAAAAUUCGUCAUUAGCCUUAUUUUUCACUGCAAUCAUCAUUCAAAUUACGAUUUUUUUUACCGUGUGAAAGGGCGGUAAGUCACGGUCAUGUUUUUCACUGAACAGACUCGAAAAGUUCCUAAAACCUCUUCCCAACUAACAUGCCAUAACUCUGGUAAAAUAAUAUUUGUAUGAUCAUCGUGACUCCAUAAAAAUAGUUCUAUUUUUUGGUCACAUCUGCACGCCUAAUUAUCUUAAAUGACGAUUUGCCUUAUCUACAAUAGCCUCAAUAUUAGCUAAUAGAUGAUAUCGUGCAAAGUCCAGCAUAUGAUCACCUACCACCAGUCUCCUACAGUCUCCCAAUUGUGAUUUUAUCAUAAGGAAAUAGUGGAUAUAAGCACAAAUAUCAGAAUCACCAAAGCAAAACGGUCAGUCCACAUAACGUGCUUUGUCGUUCUUUAAUUUCAAGACAAUUUCCUAGAGAAUGAGGAUCUUAAUAACCAUUGGCCUGUUCUUAUCGGCAAUGGGCGCGGUCCAUUGUAUCGAUAGCAGACUACAAACCAUCCCCGACAAGUACAUCGUGGUCCUUAAUGAUGGUGAGGAAUUGGAUUCGUUACUCAACCGAAUAGGGCAAGAUAUGGUUCCUCUUUCGGGCAAGUUUUCUGUGUUUAAGAAAUAUCGCAAAGCGCUUAAUGGAUUCGCUGUUGAGAUGUCGGAAGAUGUCGUUCAAAGGGUACUCGAAUUACCCGCUGUAAAGUAUAUCGAACAAGAUUCAAUCGUAAUCGUUGAUGUCGCUUCAUCGUCGUGGGGACUUGACCGCAUCGACCAGCAUAAUCUUCCUCUCGAUAACGAUUUCAACAUCGAAGGUGAUGGUGAGGGUGUGACUGUUUACGUGUUGGAUACUGGAGUUCGAGAUACUCAUGAUGAGUUCGGAGGUCGAGUGAGUCACGGUGGAGAUUACGUCGGAGACGAAUGGAACAGCAUAGAUUGUCAUGGACACGGGACACACUGUGCAGGUACUGCAGCGGGAGGUAUCCAUGGAAUUGCAAGGAAAGCUGAUAUCGUAUCCAUCAGGUUGUUCGACUGCGCCGGCAGAGGUUCGACAUCCGCCAUGAUUGCAGGCAUUGAUGAAGUAACUGACACUGCAGUACACCCCGCCGUCAUGUCAAUGUCAUUUGGGUCUCUGAGAAAUCAGGCAGUUGACGACGCUGUCGCUCGGGCCGUCGACGUCGGAAUCGUUGCCGUAGCUGCAGCUGGUAACGACAACACGGAAGCCUGUUUGUAUUCCCCUGCAGGAGAACCAAAGGCAAUCACUGUUGGGGCUUCUGAUAUUGCUGACCAUCGGGCGAGUUUCUCUAAUUUUGGAUCUUGUUUAGAUAUUUACGCCCCCGGUGUGGACAUCAUCAGUUCUUCGCCUGCCUCUGAUAGUGCUAUUGCUAUAUGGAGUGGUACCAGUAUGGCUGCACCUCAUGUUGCCGGUGCUGCCGCCGUUCAUCUCGGUAAUGGUGUUCCUCCCGCUGAAGUCCUUACCCAUCUUCUUCAAGACGCUUCUCAAAAUGUCAUCUACAACAACGAAUUCUCUACGAACAGACUUCUUUAUCUGAACUAAAGGGGAUGAUAUUCAAAUUAGAAGCAAGAACAGAUGAUGCACAGAAAUUCAAGUAUUUGAAUUUAUCAAGAAAGAAUUGGACAAUCUGUAUACAUGUAUACAUUAUCAAAUUUAAUCGUUAAAACGGAAUAUCAACCAUGUCAACGGAAUCGCACAAUCUGUCUAUAAAGUAUCAACAUUUCUCUUUAAAGCUUAUUUAAUGUAGUUGUACCAAACAAUGAUUCAAUGAGAAAGUCUAUCAACCAAGAUCAGUCGUCAACAGAUAUCAUCAUCAAUCGAAAUCUAGUUCGUUACAUUUGCAUAAAACCUUACUCUACGACUCAUGAAAUGUAAACUGAAAAUAAUCACACUGAAAAUCACCAAAAGAGAUAAGCACAUCAAUUAUUUGUGUCAUAAAUCAUGAUCCAAGUCAGACUUGAUAUGCAUACCUUUUUAAAUUAGGCCUUAUUAUUAUUCAAUGUAGUCUAUUCGACUAAAGUUAGAUCAAGGUAGAAUUAUACCUUUCGUGUUUCGUUUGAGUUAAGAAGCCAUAGGCUUACACGGGUAUCCGUAUGUUACUCUUUCAAUCACUGCAAUUGUCAAAUAAAUCAAAGUGUCAAAUAAAUAAACAUGUGAAAUUAAAACUUAAAGUGAAACCUAUUUUUCACAAUCCCUAA
Lytechinus pictus (painted urchin) is the source of this 2551-nucleotide messenger RNA. RefSeq names its product aqualysin-1-like. The record is from RefSeq and is a predicted model, not a curated record. Bases 771 to 1895 code for a protein of 374 amino acids. Gene Ontology annotation, biological process: proteolysis. Gene Ontology annotation, molecular function: serine-type endopeptidase activity. Lineage: Eukaryota; Metazoa; Echinodermata; Echinoidea; Temnopleuroida; Toxopneustidae. The transcript is spliced from 9 exons.